Messenger RNA from Penicillium nucicola, 609 nucleotides. Its product is annotated as YwbE family protein. The transcript has a single exon. The record is from RefSeq and is a predicted model, not a curated record. Bases 1 to 609 code for a protein of 202 amino acids. NCBI's taxonomy places the organism in Eukaryota, Fungi, Ascomycota, Eurotiomycetes, Eurotiales, Aspergillaceae.
AUGGAUAGCCAAAAACGACGCGGCGGACGUGGGGGAUCGCGCGCCUCCCACCCCCGCGUGCCCCCCUCCAGAGCCAUCAACCCGGGCACAUCCGUCAAUAUAAUUCUCAAAGCCGACCAGCCCACAGGGCGUACAGUAUCAGGCACAGUGAGCGAAUUACUUACACGUGGCGAUCACCCACGAGGCGUCAAAGUGCGUCUUACCGACGGGCGUGUCGGAAGGGUGCAGAGCCUCCGGAGCGGGGAGCCGCAGGAAAUAGAUGGAGGGGCAGAGCGCGCACAACAGAGCGCGCCCGACAUUCAAAUAAGAGCAGAGGGAGGUGAUCUGAGCGGGAGACGCAAUCGUUUUACGUCGCGUGAUAUGCGUCUUGAUGGGCCGGAGGAGCCUUCAGCUGAGCCCCUUGGGCUGGAUAUGUACAUACGCCCCGCGAAGGGAAAGAAGAAGGGCAAAAAGACACAGGCUGGACGGAACGAGCAAGUGGAGGAGAGGCUUGAGGAUAUAAGCGGUACCACUCAGUUACCGGGUUCUCUCAAAUGUCCCGUGUGCGCUGACUUUGAGGGCGACGAAGCCGCUGUGGCGCACCACGUUGCUGGUCAUUUCGGAGAGUGA